UUCAAGCCUGAUCUCUAUCCUCCUCCCUCUUCCUCUAUACAUCUAUCCAAAUGGCUUCUCUCCUCACUCUAAUGAACCAAAGCUCAUGGAGGUUCAGUCUGAGGAGUCGGGAUCCGAGUUUGUGCCUGGAAAUUGAGAGCUUUCGAGAAGCCGAAAGAAAAGAAUAUCCGGGGUAUGCUCAUGAUGUGGAGAUCAGGAAAGGGGUGUGUAUAACAUGGGAGGACCUGUGGGUGACGGUAUCAAAUGCAAUGGACUCGAGUAAUAAGCCUAUACUUCAGGGGCUAACGGGCCAUGCCCGGCCUGGCAAGCUCUUGGCCAUCAUGGGUCCUUCCGGGUGUGGGAAAACCACUCUUCUUGAUGCUUUGGCAGGGCGCCUAAAUUCAAAGGCAAGGCAAACAGGAGAAAUCCUCUUCAAUGGUCGGAAACAGCCCCUGGCAUACGGCACAUCGGCCUAUGUGACCCAAGAAGAUGUUCUGACGUGGACCCUCACGGUCAGAGAAGCCGUGUACUGGUCGGCCGAGCUCCAACUCCCUGACUCUAUUCCUCUCUCCGAGAAAAGGGAAAGAGCAGAGGCGACGAUAAAGGAGAUGGGCUUGCAUGAUGCGGUUGAUACCCGAAUUGGGGGUUGGGGCAAGAAGGGCCUCAGCAAUGGGCAGAAGAGGAGGGUCAGCAUCUGCAUGGAGAUCCUGACCCGCCCAAGGCUACUAUUCCUCGAUGAGCCCACAAGCGGGCUCGACAGCGCUGCCUCGUACUAUGUCAUGAAGAGAAUCGUUGACCUAGCCAAACACAACAACAUGGUGAUUAUAGCCUCUGUACAUCAGCCCAACGGCGAGGUGUUCCGGCUCUUCGAGGACUUGUGCCUGCUCUCACUAGGGAGCAUGGUAUACUUUGGUCCAUCAACUGGAGCAAGAGAGUUCUUCUCAGGGAAUGGUUUCCCAUGUCCUAGUCAUCAGAAUCCAUCAGAUCAUUACCUUUGGACCAUAAACACAGAUUUUGACGAGGUGCAGCUUUCUUUUCCCGAUGGAGGACAGAUUUGUUCAACAGAGGACGUGGUUAGAGUCCUUGUAAGAUCAUACAAGUCUUCAGACUUUUACACUGAAGUUCAAAAACAAAUAUCAGAGAUAAAAGGACGGGGAGGAGAUGCACUUGAGAAAGGGAACCGAGCAGGCUUCUUCACACAGUGUGGCAUACUCACAAGAAGGUCCUUUGUGAACAUGUACCGUGACCCGGGCUACUACUGGCUGCGUCUUGUCAUAUACAUUGCAUUGGGUUUUGGCUUAGGCACUGUCUUCUAUGACAUUGGAUCGGCUAAUAGUUCAAUCCAGGGGAGAGGAUCGCUGCUAAUGUUUGUAGCGUCUUUCUUGACGAUCUUGGCAAUUGGAGGCUUCCCUUCUUUUGUCGAGGACAUGAAGGUGUUCGAGAGGGAACGAUUGAAUGGACAUUACGGAUCUGCUGCCUUUAUUCUUGGCAACACACUAUCAUCCGUGCCAUUCCUACUUGUCAUUUCCCUAAUUCCCGGUGCCAUCACUUACUUCCUUGCCGGGCUUCAGCAUAAUAUCGGGCAUUUCACCUACUUUGCCUUGACCCUGUUUGCUUGUAUGAUGCUGGCUGAGAGCCUCAUGAUGAUAAUUGCGAGUUUGAUGCCGAACUUCCUCAUGGGUCUCAUUGCCGGUGCCGGGAUUCAGGGACUGAUGAUGCUCAGCGGAGGAUUCUUCCGGCUACCGAAUGAUCUCCCAAGGAUCUUCUGGAGGUACCCUCUAUACUACAUUGCCUUCCACAAGUAUGCGUACCAAGGUUUGUACAAGAACGAAUUCAGGGGGCUAAUGCUUCCGGCUGGGAACAUUCCUUUAAUCGGGCAAGGCUUUGUUAGCGGAGAAGAGAUACUGAGAGAAGUUUGGCAAGUCGAAAUGGGUUACUCAAAGUGGACCAACCUCAGCAUUCUCUUCGGGAUGGUUGUCAUUUAUCGAGCCAUCUUCUUUGGGGUUCUCAAGCUGACCGAGAAAUUCAAGCCCAUACUCCGGGAAAUCAGGUGCGCCUGCAUUGCCAGGCAGAGAGAACACUAGUAAUUUAUGCGGUACAAUUGUUUUAACUGAGAUAUUUAUUCGUGAUUAAAGAUAUAGUUGUUUCAUGAGAAACUACUUAAUGAACCGAUAAAUUAUUCUUAUUUCCGCUUUUAUCAAAAUCAUCAUUGCGUCUCA
Molecule: messenger RNA, 2198 nt
Organism: Punica granatum (pomegranate)
Lineage: Eukaryota; Viridiplantae; Streptophyta; Magnoliopsida; Myrtales; Lythraceae
Source: RefSeq, a predicted model, not a curated record